AUUAUGGACUGCAGGAAGAUGGAGCGCUUCUCUUCCAGUGUGAUUUUGAUCGUGGCCAUUUCCAAGGCUUUUGAAUUUCAAGUGGCCGCUGGGCUGGGCCACCGUGAACUUGCACGGCCUCCCGUCAGAGGUGGCGGCAGCCUUCCGACCCUGGAGGAAACCGCGGCUCACCAUCGACCUUCCCAGUUGGUGCCGUCCACGGGAGUCCAGGACAGCAGGCAGCUAAACAAGACCUGCUGUCUGAAUGGGGGGACUUGCAUGCUGGGCUCCUUUUGUGCCUGCCCCCCCACCUUCUAUGGGCGGAACUGUGAGCAUGACCUGCGCAAAGAGAACUGCGGGUCUGUGCCCCACGACACCUGGCUGCCCAGGAAGUGUUCCAUGUGUAAGUGCUGGCGCGGCUGGCUUCGCUGCCUUCCUCAGACAUUUCUGCCGGGCUGUGGUGGCCAUGUGAUGGACGAGCACCUCGCAGCUUCCAGGACGCCAGAAUUACCACUGUCCGCAUGCACCCCUCUGAUGCUAGCUGGCUUCUGCCUCGCUGUACAAAGUUUCCAUUAAUGGAUGUUUGCAGGCACCAUUGUCAGGCAAACAUCCCGACCUGUGAAGGCUGUCGCUCAGAUGUCCUAAUCAUUUGUUAGUUGCCUUGAAACAGUGAAUAGAUUUCCAUAGUAGUGAAUAGGUCCCUAACAUUUCCUUGAAGUACCAGCUGCUUUCUCUGUCCUGCCAUAUCCAAAAACAACUACUAAAAAGUAGUUCACCAUAUCUACAUUGUGCCCAAGUGUUACAUUUCUUGAUACGUGCAGCUCUCCAAGGGCUUAUUGAUAUUUUCCUUGAAACCACUGAAUACUGUCUUAAGAUUAUUAAAGAUUACUCCUAUGUGGGCUGAUGAUAAAGCUUUGAGUAGAGCUGAGAAAAACCAAUUAAGACAGUAUCUUGAAAAGAAAAGGAAGGGACACGUCUGUAGGGGGAGCGAGGGGACAGGGCAGACGCUAGUGGUGUGGGCUGCAGGAGUGAUGAAGUAGGUGUGCACCAGGGAGACAGGCAGAAAAGGGGGAGGAAGCAAAUGGGAGAGAUGGGAAAAAUAAAGUGGAUUACUUGACUGACAAUGAAAUGGCCACAGAGAAACAAGUUAAGCUAAGGUGAAGAGCAAAUUUAUAUUCCUGUGACUGUCAGAGGAGGAUACCCCCUUUCUCCAAGGCAUAAAGAGAAUGACAUCUCUGGAAAGAAAUUGUGUAUUUCUUCAAUAAAUAUGUGUAAUUGUU
Molecule: messenger RNA, 1259 nt
Organism: Manis javanica (Malayan pangolin)
Lineage: Eukaryota; Metazoa; Chordata; Mammalia; Pholidota; Manidae
Gene: CRIPTO
Product: cripto, EGF-CFC family member
Source: RefSeq, a predicted model, not a curated record